AUGGACGUAUUACUGCUUCUGAUGAGCUUGAUUUCUGCAAUCGUGGCUGGCUCAAGGACCACAAAACAUCAGCACUCGCCCAUUAGGAAGUUUUUCUCCGGUAAAAGAUCAGGUCUCCCAAGAUGGACCAUUCCUAACAUGAGAAACCUAAAGAAAGCUCGAGCUGGUCGUCGCUCUCAAGGAUCUUCGUAUCCAUAUUCAAACCAGUAUGCUGCAUACGCCCCCUCUUUACCCCCUGCAACCCCGUCCUUCUACCCUUCAGCUUAUCCUUCUCCGCCCUCUUUCUCUUAUUCCCCACCGUCCUUAUAUCCCGCUUCUCCCCCAUACGGUUACCCUCCUUCAUCUUAUCCGUCCCCUGCAUUUUAUUCAUCACCAUACUCAUCUUCAGAACCAGGAAGCUCCUUUCCAUCCAGCAAUCAGGCACAACAGUUGACGUAUUCUACAUCCUCAUCAAAUGCGUAUGCCAGUGAUCAAUACCAGCAACAGCAGAUAUUGUAUCCCUCCCAUGUGAACCCAGGUAAAGCUGCCUCCAAGGGAAAAUCAGCUGCCCACUUGAUAAUCUCAGGAUCAGCAGCAAAACCAAGCAAUGACGCCACGAAGCCCAAAGUCAAACCAACACCUCCCGAUAGAACAGAAAAAUUUGAAAUCAAAGGACGAUUUUUUAAGAGCAUCGGCUGUUGGGCAGAUUCUACUAAACGUCGUGCAAUGGACAGUUUAGAGGGAAAGAGUUCCCAGCUUAAACAUCCUUACAAGACAAGAGUGAAUGCCUUGAUGAAGUGUGCAGAGGUAGCAGAUGAACAUGGCUUAAAGAUAUUUGGUUUGCAAAAUGGAGGGCAGUGUUUUGGAGGGAAAAAUGCAGAGAACACAUACAGAGAGUAUGGACAGAGCACGGAAUGCGCAGGUGACGGCGAAGGAGGUCCGUGGAGUAACGAAGUGUACAGCUUUUUAGAUGAAGAUGAUCAACCAUUGGUAAAACCACCAAAGAUAAUGGACAACAUAAACGGAUCCAGUAAUGGCACAAGUACAGCCUGUCCCAACCCUUGUGCAAAAAAUUCUUCAUCAUCAUCUUCAAAUACUACAUGCAGCAUACUGCUACCUAGCAGUACUGGUACUGGUCAAAUGUGUGGCUGGGGAUGUCCAAUUCCAAUUCCAGCUUGUAAUGUAAGUAAUGUUAUUUUAUCUUAAGGGACUGGAGUCCAAGGAAAAGUGAACCAGACAGUACCAGCCGGGUGUGCCAGCAUGGGAGGAGGAGGAGGAACUCCCUGUCCACCUCAAGGUAUGCCCAUGGGAAACUCGGUUUGUGGAGGAGGAGGUACUAUGGGAGGAGCACUGUGCGGAAGUCAGGGCAUAACCAUUGACAGCGGGUGUAUGCAGAUUGCGGGAGCACCCUGCCCUGCACCAGCACAAGGAGUGGCUCCUGGAGGCUGUAUUGACAUGGGAGCUGGGUGUGUGAUUGAGGGGAAGCUUACAGAAGGAUGUCCUAACAUCACCAAUGCGACCGCCUGUGGAAACCCAUGUCAGCCUUCCGGGAAUGCCACUGGAGGGUGUGGCGGUGUUAUCCCUGGUGGGGUUGGACCCAGUGGACCUGGUGGAGUUGGAUCCAGUGGACCUGGCGGGGUUGGACCCAGUGGACCCAACGGUGUAAAACCCUCCAAUGGUACCAUAUCCGGACGAAUUGGUAGCAAUCUUCGUCUUAGUGCUCCAGAAUGUAAAGCCAAGGCCGACCUCGGAUUUAUUAUCGAUGGAUCAGGAAGUAUAGAAAAAAAUGGACCAGGAACGUUUAAAAAAGUCUUGAACUUUGUCAAAGAUAUCAUUAGAAGUUUUGAUGUCUCCAAAGACGGAACACAUAUUGGUCUCAUUGUAUACAGUACUGAACCAAAGGUUGUAUCGGGAUUCGACCAGCAUUACACCCUAGCAGAAGUGAUGGCAGAAGUUGAUGGAAUCAAGUAUCCAAAUGAAGGAACAAACACUGGAAAAGCUCUCUUGAAAGCUAAUGAAGCUCUAUUCGCAGUCAGCGCUCGGUCCGGUGUCCCCAACAUCGCUUGUGUGUUAACCGACGGGAAGUCAAAAGAUAACAUUGGAACUCCGGCUCAAAAACUCCGAGAUUCAGGUGUCACUGUCAUUAGCAUAGGAAUGGGUACAGACUAUGAUCUUGAACAGCUUCGAGAGAUAGCUACUGACCCAGAUUCACAGCACAUGUUUAAAGCAGAAUUUGACUCACUGGGUUCCCUGGUAGAUUCCAUAGUAGACACUGGGUGUAAGGCUGCUGGAGGAACAAUUCAGGCACCGCAACCCCUAGGCGCGAGUAAAGGCCGUCCACCUCCUUCUACUGUGGAAACAAAUUUUGGGGCAUGCAGGGACAAAGUUGACUUAGCUUUUCUCGUCGAUGCCUCUGGAAACAAAAACGAGAAGGGACAACGAAACUUCGAAACAGCGUUGGCCAUCGCCAAAGCCAUUUCCAGCAUGUUUGUCAUCAAUCCUCUGCAGACUCACAUUGGUUUUGUUGUAUUCUCUACAAACUCUCAAGUUGCUCUGAGUUUCAAAACAUAUCUCGAUAUAAAAAGCGUGGAAAACGCCAUAGAUAGCCUAAAGUAUACAGGUGCGAGUACCAACAUUGGCGCUGGACUCAAACUUGCGAAGAGCCAACUGUUUGAUACCACCUCAAGACCAAACGUGCCGCAUAUUUUGAUCGUAUUAACAUCAGGGAAAUCAACUGAAGAUGUACUUGCGCCUUCAAAGGCGCUCAAAGACUCUGGAGUUAAUGUUUUGUGUAUUGGAAUUGGAAACAGGUACGAUAAGAAAGACCUUGAUGACAUAUCCAAAAGCCCGGAUGCUGGUCACGUGCUUACCGGUGAUGUCACAAAGCUUGGCAAGACGAUUAGGGAAAUUAGGAGGAUAAUAUGCCAAGCUAACGUCGGACCAGUAGCGCUGUUCCCAUUGAACGAGAGGUACGGGGCAACAGAUGUGAUUGGUGGAAACCUUGCUGGUGUAAAAAGUUUCGUCGCAACAGCACCGGGGCCUGAAAAGGAAGAGGAUGGUUCUCUGUUAUUCCUUGGAACACCAGACAGCUUUAUUGAGUUCCCAAACAAUGGUAAACUGGAUAAAAAGGAUUCAUUGACAAUACUGGCCUGGAUAUUCCCUGAAAGGGCGGGACCCAUCUUUAACUUUAAGAGGGACGGGUGGGGAACAAAUCUUUGGUUAGCAAAACCGAGAAAACUGUUUGCUCACUUUGUAGACAGAGAAAAUCAAAAAUCCAUGCAGCCAUUGAAAAGCACUAAGAUUGCACCAAAUCGAUGGAAUUUUAUCGGUGCAACAUAUGAUCAAAUAACAGGAAAUGCUGGCCUGUGGAUUAAUGGAAAGUUCGAAGAUUUUAAGCACAUAGGCCGUAUUAGACUGGCUACUAACUAUCCAAUCAGAAUGGGAGCUCGAGUCGGAGAUAAAAGAAACUAUCGCGGGCGCAUUGCCUGUUUACAAAUCUAUGAUAGAGCUCUUACUUCAGAGCAGAUAAGUAAUGCUAAAAACAAUUGUAAACGCUACAAAAGAGGGCUUGUAAUCAUACGGAUUUUCUUCUUUCUCCUAGGGCUUAACGCAAAGCUAAAUAUUGGAUUCAUCAUCGAAUGUUCUUCAAGCAUAGAAGGAAACGGACCAGGAACGUUCGCAAAAGUCUUGAAAUUUGUCAAAGAUCUUGCUAGAAGUUUUGAUGUCUCCAAAAAAGGAACUCAUAUCGGCAUCAUUACUUAUAGCGAUGAAGCAAAGGUUGUGGCGGGACUCGACCAGUAUUACACCCAAGCAGAAGUGACUGCAGCAAUUGAUGGAAUCCAGUAUCUGGGAGGAGGAACAAUGACCGGAAAAGCUCUCAUGUUAGCGAAAGACUCCCUCUUCGCUGCAAGUGCAAGGUCCGGUGUUCCCAACAUUGCCUGUGUCUUAACUGCCAGCAGGUCAACAGAUGACGUUGGUUCUUCUGCUCAGAUGCUCAAGGGCUCAGGAGCCACUUGUAUUAGUAUAGGAAUGGGUAAAUAUUACGACCUUGGACAGCUUCGAGUGAUAGCCACCGACCCAUAUUCACAGCACAUGUUUAGAGCAGAUUUCAAUGCCCUGGGGUCCUUAGUGAGUCCCGUCUUGGCCACUUGUCGUAAGGCAUCCUCAGGCACUGUUACGGGUCCUGCACGACCUCCGGCUCCCAGCUCAGGCACAAAGUGCCAAGCCAAAGUAGAUAUAGCUUUCUUGUUGGACGGCUCUGGAAGUAUUGGGAAAGGAAAUUUCAAAAAGUGUUUGAGAUUCCUCAGAAACUUUGUUCAAUCCUUCAACAUCGCAGAAGAUGGUUCACAUGUAGGAGUGGUACUUUUUUCGAGCACAGCCGAGGUGGUGUUCAAUUUCGAGAAAUAUUUUGAUUCAAAUUUCUGUCAAUUGAACAAACAGGACUAUGUGGAAGAACCCUCUAAGAAGCUCCGAGACAUGGGAGUAACGAUCUUUUGUUUUGGAGUUGGAACCCGGUACGACAAGGACCAGUUAGACGCCAUGGCAACCGACCCAGAUGCUACACAUGUUAUAACAGGCGAUUUUGAUGAUUUGGAUCAGAUACUCCCGAAAAUUAAAAAGAUGGCAUGCGACGGAGCGGGAGGAUCGUUAACACAAAAUCCAUCGAAAGGUGUCGGGAUCACGAGUGGAUCGAGCACAGGAGGAGCCGGUAUGAUUACAGGUGGGGGAAGCAGCUCUGCUGGAGGAGGCAUCUCUACUGGAGGAGGUGUAGGUAUAACUGGCGGGUCCAGCACAGGAGGAUCAGGUGUGAUUACAGGUGGAGGAAGCAGCUCAUCUAGAGGAGAAUGCAACGCAAAGGCUGACCUUGCUUUCAUUAUCGAUGGAUCAGGAAGCAUAGAAAGAAACAGACAAGGAACGUUUGAAAAUAUCCUGAAUUUUGUCAAAGAUCUUACCAGACGUUUUGCUGUCUCUAGUGAAGGAACACAUGUUGGUGUCAUUGUUUUUGACGAUAACGCGAAGGUUGUGUCAGGAUUCGACCAGCAUUACACCCAAUCAGAGGUGAUUUCAGCAAUUGAUGGAAUCCAGUAUCCAGGCGGUGGAACAAUGAUUGGGAAAGCUCUCUUGAAAGCUAAGAAUGCUCUCUUUGAUACCAGCGCACGUCCUGGUGUUCCUAAUAUAGCUUGUCUUUUGGCUGGCAGCAAGUCAACAGAUAGAUUUUCUGCUCCUGCUCAGGAGCUCAGAGACUCAGGAGUCACUGUCAUUACCAUAGGAAUGGGUAAUAGAUACUGUAGUAGACAGCUAGGGAAUAUAGCUACCGACCCAAAUUCACUGCACAUGUUCAAAGCGGAGUUUGAUGCGCUGGGAUCCCUGGUGGGUUCCGUCGUAAACACUUGUUGUAAAGCGGCAGGAGGAACAGUUCAGGCCUCACUAACAGGUGGAUCAAGCACAGGAGGCUCCAGUGAAAGGGGAAGCUCCUCACAAGGUGUAACUGUUGGAUCAACCACAGGAGGAUCCAGUGUGAUUACAGGUGGAGGGAGCAGCUUUACUGGAGGAGGAAGCACAUUAAAAGUUGGCGGGACUUCCUCGAGCGCUGGAAGUAGUAGUUCUAGUUCGGGAGGAAGCUCCUCAAUGUCAAUUAAAGGUAGAAGUAGCGGUUCCAUUUUAGGCGGUAGCUCCCCGAUAUCAAUGAAAGGUGGAGGUAGCAGUUCUAGUUCAGGAAGUAGUUCUUCUAGAAUAGUAACCGCGAAAGGUGGAAGCUCAAGCUCGGGAGGCAAAGUUAUCUCAAGUGGAAAGAAGAUGGUAAAGAUCGGAAAAGUUGUUCUGACGCCGAAGCAAGGCACAGAUGUGUGGGGUACGGAAGAUAAUCUUGUUAAAGAUGUUAUUUCCGGUAACACUUCAGCUAACGUCCGACCAGUUGCGCUGUUCCCAUUGAACGAGAGGUACGGGGCAACAGAUGUGAUUGGCGGAAACCUUGCUGGCGUGAAAAGCUACGUCACAACUGCUCAAGGGCCUUAUAAUAAAGAAGGUGGCUCUCUGUCAUUUCUUGGAGCACCAGACAGUUUUAUCGAGUUCCCAAACAAUGGUAAACUGGAUACAAAGGAUUCAUUGACAAUACUGGCCUGGAUAUUCCCUGAA
Messenger RNA from Pocillopora damicornis (cauliflower coral), 6114 nucleotides. RefSeq lists its product as uncharacterized. NCBI's taxonomy places the organism in Eukaryota, Metazoa, Cnidaria, Anthozoa, Scleractinia, Pocilloporidae. The record is from RefSeq and is a predicted model, not a curated record.